Messenger RNA from Myripristis murdjan (pinecone soldierfish), 1913 nucleotides. RefSeq names its product transmembrane protein 276a (gene tmem276a). The transcript is spliced from 4 exons. Gene Ontology annotation, cellular component: membrane. The record is from RefSeq and is a predicted model, not a curated record. Lineage: Eukaryota; Metazoa; Chordata; Actinopteri; Holocentriformes; Holocentridae. Bases 364 to 1260 code for a protein of 298 amino acids.
ACAGCGACGAGCGCAGGCCUGGGCCUUGUUGUGUUUUCAAAUAUUUGCUCUGUCUCCAUCUACUGGAAGGAGAGGUUGGAGUGACCAGUAUCUAGGCUAGACUGAGUUCAGAGGCAGAGAGGAGACAACCAAAAUAGCUUAUCGAGGCCCCAAAUUAAUUGAUCCCACACCUCCGAAUUUUGAUUCCUCUCGGCGAUGCGUGACAAAUCAAAGAAAUGAAGGCUGGGGGAAUUUACCAGCAAUCCAGAUUUCCAUUCAUUGCUGAGCUGUAUCCCCAUCUCAGACCCUGACAACAGCAGCCAGGAGCGGAAUCCUGCUGUCCCGUGGAAUUAUCACGGCAGCAAGGCGAGAUACGCAUGGAACAUGGCUGCUAUGAGGACUUUAACGGUGGCGGGUCUCUUUUUGGCAUUUUGUGCUUUAGGCUUGAUAGCGAUAGCGAUCAGCACUGACAACUGGUAUGAGACAGAUGCGAGGAGGCAUCGGGAACGCUGCAAGAAUUACUCCAACAAAAGAAACGACCCCGGGUACAUUUACAUCUCCAACAACAACCUUCCUCUCCGUAUGCUACCAAAGGAGAAUAAUGUAGAGAGGAAGGGCUCCAGUGGAGGAAUGCUGCUGCGGGCUAAGCGGCACUUCUUGCCUCCUGCUCCGGCCAUGGAGUCCCUCUGCAGUCGGCAAUUCAACUCUACCAUCACCGGACUGUGGAGAAAGUGCCAUCGGGAGGGAUUUGACUUGGAGACGGAGGAUCUGAUCUUCAAAGGAUUGGUUCAGCGCUGCACACCAAUAAAAUACUACUACUCAUCAGCAGCGCUCCCGAGGAAUUUGCCAAUUAAUCUGACAAAAACAAUAAGGCAGGAUGAGUGGCAUGCUCUUCACCUACAGAGGAUGACAGCGAGCUUCAUCGGCAUGGCCAUAUCCAUCAUCUUCUUCGGCUGGAUCAUAGGCGUGCUGGGCUGCUGUAAGGAGCAUGAUCUGAUGCAGUAUGUUGCUGGACUUCUUUUCCUUAUGGGAGGGACGUGCUGCAUCAUCUCCCUUUGCACGUGCGUGGCCGGGAUCAACUUUGAACUGUCUCGCUAUCCUCGCUACAUGUUUGGAAUACCAGAGGACAUCAGCCAUGGGUACGGCUGGUCCAUGUUUUGUGCCUGGGGUGGGCUGGGCCUUACGUUGUUGGCUGGAUUCCUGUGCACGCUGGCCCCCUCCCUCUACCCUCCACACACCCCUGUGGUGCACAAGCCCAGACAGGAGAACGGCUGCGUGUGACAGGCUGCUCCACAUCCAACAGACACCUGUCUCAUCUUGAAACAGUGACGAGCCCUGUUCUGGGGAUACUUUCACCCAGGGACUCGACAGUGAGAGCCUUCACUCAGCUUGGCACAAAGAAGAGCACAGGACCCUGGCUUUCACUCACAUGAAAAUGAAAAGGGGGUGAAAUUUUACUGAAGAUGAUUUCAGUUCCUCUGGUGCUUCUUUCUGUCCCUUUCUAUGAAUGAACUGUUCAGUGUUAUUGCUUGCUCUUCAAGAGGAGAAUAGUUAUACAAAAUUUCUUCUUGUAAAAUCUGCUGGUUUUGAAAAAAAAAAAAUAAAUAAACACAGCCAAAAAAAAAAAAAGAAAAAAAAAGAAAAAAAAGAAAAAACAAUAGCACAACUCUGAAUUCUGUAUUGAAGAUGAAAUUAUGGAUGUGUUAUUCUCACAUUUCAAAGGGCAACUGUGUAUCAUUAUGUACCCAUUCAAAACAAAACUAUGUAAAUGUACUUUUUGAACUGUAUGUAUGCAGAUGCAUUUGUGUUUAUUCAAGGAAAAAAAAAACAUGAGCAUUAAGACCAAACUGUAUUUGAGGGAAGUGUUUUGAUGUUCUUGAGGUCAUACCCCAAUCAAAAUAUUUUUGAAAAAUAAAAUGGCCAUGCAAAACAAA